Molecule: messenger RNA, 222 nt
Organism: Peronospora matthiolae
Lineage: Eukaryota; Oomycota; Peronosporomycetes; Peronosporales; Peronosporaceae
Source: the annotation of a GenBank genome assembly
AUGUGGUCCUCGGCGCUGCGACAGAAACUGCAGCUUCUCGUCAUUGUGUUCUUUGUCUUUGUCGCGUUUGCAGCUUCUGAUGCAGCCUGGAUGCUCUGGGCUACACUGGUGGUUUUCUUGCUCAUGCUGCUCAUGGUAGACUUGCUCUUUCUGAACGAAGGAGACUUUAAGUACGAUCCGGAUUACAAGAAUUGGGCUCGUUCUGUCGACCCGAAAUACUGA